Messenger RNA from Manis javanica (Malayan pangolin), 862 nucleotides. Its product is annotated as eukaryotic translation initiation factor 4E type 1B-like. The record is from RefSeq and is a predicted model, not a curated record. Gene Ontology annotation, cellular component: cytoplasm; eukaryotic translation initiation factor 4F complex. Gene Ontology annotation, biological process: translational initiation. Gene Ontology annotation, molecular function: translation initiation factor activity; RNA 7-methylguanosine cap binding. Lineage: Eukaryota; Metazoa; Chordata; Mammalia; Pholidota; Manidae.
AGAGGAUGAGGAUGGAAUCUGAAAGUGGGAGGAGAAAGAGGAGACAGCUGCCGUGUGGGUGUCAAGGGGAGAGGAGGCCACUGAGGAAGAAGGCCCAGGGUGAGGGCCCUGCGGGAGCCAAGCUGGAGUUGCACCCUCUGCUGAACAGGUGGGCUCUGUGGUUCUUCAAGAAUGACCGCAGCUGGGCCUGGGAGGACAAUUUGCAUCUGGUCACCAAGUCUGACACUGUGGAGGACUUCUGGGCGAUGUACAGUCACAUCCAGUUGGCCAGUAAGCUUUCCUCCAGCUGUGACUACGCCCUGUUUAAGGAUGGCAUCGAGCCCAUGCGGGAAGAUAGCAGAAAUAAGAGAGGUGGCCGCUGGCUGGUCAGCCUCGCCAAGCAGCAGUGCCACAGUGAGCUGGACCGCCUGUGGCUGGAGACUCUGCUGCGUCUGAUUGGGGAGAGCUUUAAGGAGCACAGCCGGAAGGUGCGUGGGGCCGCCAUCAACAUCCGAGCCAAGGGGGACAAGACUGCCAUAUGGACAAGGGCGGCAGAGAACCAGGAGGGUGUGCUGCACACCGGGCGUGUCUACAAGGAGCGCCUGGGCCUCUCCACAAAGAUGGUGACUGGGUCCCAGGCCCACGCAGACACAGCCACCAAGAGCAACUCUCUUGCCAAGAACAAGUUUGUGAUGUGAGGGGCCCUUGAUGUGACUCCCCCUGAGUUAAGCGCCCCUGAGUCUCUCCCUGCUGGGUGUGUAGGGAGGUUCUGGGCUGCACUGCAGAUGUCGGGCAAGAUUGGGGGACAGAUAACCCAGCUUUCCCUUGUCCUGGAGGAAUGUGACCGCUCUGUAACAAGAGUUGGGGUCUAAGCCUAGGGCGA